CCUUCCUCCCGGUCAGCCCCGAGGUGAUGAAGCGGCGGCGAGGGGGUCUCAUCGACCAGCGCGACAUCAUCAAGGCCCACGAGGCGCACAAGAUGCAGAGCACCCCGCAAGCGCGGCGCAAGGAGUGGGAGAUGGCUCGCUUCGGGGAGGCAGUGGUCGCCAGGCCGGGGUCGGGCGAUGGAGACUCGGACCAGAGCAGGAACCGGCAAGGAACCCCCGUGCCGGCCUCCGGGCCAGCGGCCGCCUACAAGCAGUCGAAAGCGCAGAGGGCGCGGACUAUGGCUUUGUAUAACCCUAUUCCCGUCCGGCAGAACUGUUUCACCGUCAACAGAUCCCUGUUCAUCUUCGGAGAAGAUAACAUUGUCAGGAAAUACGCCAAGAAGCUCAUCGAUUGGCCGCCGUUUGAGUACAUGAUCUUGGCCACCAUCAUUGCCAACUGCAUCGUCUUGGCCCUGGAGCAGCACCUUCCUGAGGAUGACAAGACCCCCAUGUCCCGCAGACUGGAGAAGACAGAACCGUAUUUCAUUGGGAUCUUUUGCUUUGAAGCCGGGAUCAAAAUCGUGGCCCUGGGGUUCAUCUUCCAUAAGGGCUCGUACCUCCGCAAUGGCUGGAAUGUCAUGGACUUCAUCGUGGUCCUCAGUGGCAUCCUGGCCACUGCGGGAACCCACUUCAACACACACGUGGACCUGAGGACCCUCCGGGCCGUGCGUGUCCUGAGGCCCCUGAAGCUCGUGUCAGGGAUUCCUAGCCUGCAGAUUGUGUUGAAGUCCAUCAUGAAGGCCAUGGUGCCCCUUCUGCAGAUCGGCCUUCUGCUCUUCUUUGCCAUCCUGAUGUUCGCAAUCAUUGGCUUGGAGUUCUACAGUGGGAAGUUGCACCGAGCAUGCUUCAUGAACAAUUCAGGUAUUCUAGAAGGAUUUGACCCCCCUCACCCGUGCGGCGUGCAGGGCUGCCCAGCUGGUUAUGAAUGCAGGGACUGGAUCGGCCCCAACGAUGGGAUCACCCAGUUUGAUAACAUCCUUUUUGCCGUGCUGACUGUCUUCCAGUGCAUCACCAUGGAAGGGUGGACCACUGUGCUGUACAACACCAAUGAUGCCUUAGGAGCCACCUGGAACUGGCUGUACUUCAUUCCCCUCAUCAUCAUUGGAUCCUUCUUUGUUCUCAACCUCGUCCUGGGAGUGCUUUCCGGGGAAUUUGCCAAAGAGAGAGAGAGAGUGGAGAACCGGAGAGCUUUCAUGAAACUGCGGCGCCAGCAACAGAUUGAGCGCGAGCUGAACGGGUACCGCGCCUGGAUAGACAAAGCCGAGGAAGUCAUGCUUGCUGAAGAAAAUAAAAAUGCCGGAACAUCAGCCUUAGAAGUGCUUCGAAGGGCAACCAUCAAAAGGAGCCGGACGGAGGCCAUGACACGAGACUCCAGCGAUGAGCACUGUGUCGACAUCUCCUCCGUGGGCACACCUCUGGCCCGGGCCAGCAUCAAAAGUGCAAAGGUGGACGGGGCCUCCUAUUUCCGGCACAAGGAGAGACUUCUGCGAAUCUCUAUUCGCCACAUGGUUAAAUCCCAGGUGUUUUACUGGAUCGUGCUGAGCCUUGUGGCUCUCAACACCGCCUGCGUGGCCAUCGUCCAUCACAACCAGCCCCAGUGGCUCACCCACCUCCUCUACUAUGCAGAAUUUUUGUUUCUGGGACUCUUCCUCUUGGAGAUGUCCCUGAAGAUGUACGGCAUGGGGCCUCGCCUUUACUUUCACUCUUCAUUCAACUGCUUUGAUUUUGGGGUCACAGUGGGCAGCAUCUUUGAAGUGGUCUGGGCAAUCUUCAGACCUGGUACAUCUUUUGGAAUCAGUGUCUUGCGAGCUCUUCGGCUUCUGAGAAUAUUUAAAAUAACCAAGUACUGGGCAUCCCUGCGGAAUUUGGUGGUCUCCUUGAUGAGUUCCAUGAAGUCCAUUAUCAGUUUGCUCUUUCUCCUCUUCCUGUUCAUUGUCGUCUUUGCUCUCCUAGGAAUGCAGCUGUUUGGAGGCCGGUUCAACUUUAAUGACGGGACUCCUUCAGCGAACUUUGACACCUUCCCUGCAGCCAUCAUGACUGUAUUCCAGAUCCUGACAGGGGAGGACUGGAACGAGGUCAUGUACAACGGAAUCCGCUCCCAGGGCGGGGUCAGCUCAGGCAUGUGGUCCGCUAUCUACUUCAUUGUGCUCACCUUGUUCGGAAACUACACACUGCUGAAUGUGUUCUUGGCCAUCGCUGUGGACAAUCUGGCCAAUGCCCAGGAGCUGACCAAGGAUGAGCAGGAAGAAGAGGAGGCCUUCAACCAGAAGCACGCGCUGCAGAAGGCCAAGGAGGUCAGCCCGAUGUCUGCGCCCAACAUGCCUUCCAUCGAAAGAGACAGAAGGAGAAGACACCACAUGUCGAUGUGGGAGCCACGCAGCAGCCACCUGAGGGAGCGGAGGCGCCGGCACCACAUGUCGGUGUGGGAGCAGCGCACCAGCCAGCUGAGGAGGCACAUGCAGAUGUCCAGCCAGGAGGCCCUCAACAAGGAGGAGGCCCCGCCCAUGAACCCCCUCAACCCCCUCAACCCCCUGAGCCCCCUCAACCCACUCAAUGCCCAUCCCAGCCUGUACCGGAGACCCCGGCCCAUCGAGGGCCUGGCCCUGGGCCUGGGCCUGGAGCGGUGUGAGGAAGAGCGCGUCAGCCGUGGGGGGUCCCUCAAGGGGGCCGGGGGGGACCUGUCGAGCGCCCUGGACAGCCAGAGGAGCCCCCUGUCCCUGGGCAAGCGGGAGCCGCCAUGGCUGGCCAGGCCCUGUCAUGGGAACUGUGACCCCACCCAGCAGGAGGCUGGUGGUGGAGAGACCGUGGUGACCUUUGAGGACCGGGCUAGGCACAGGCAGAGCCAGCGGCGCAGCCGGCACCGCCGUGUCAGGACGGAGGGCAAGGAGCCCUCCUCCGCCUCCAGGAGCAGGUCUGCCAGCCAGGAGCGGAGUCUGGAUGAAGACGCGCCUGCCGAGGAGGAGAGGGACUGCGAGUCCAGGGGCGGCCACGGGGGCAAGGAGCCCAUGAUCCACAAAGAGCGAUCCCAGGACCUAAGGAGAACCAACAGUCUGAUGGUGUCCAGAGGCUCUGGGCUGGCAGGAGCACUCAAUGAGGGCACAACUUUAAGGAAGCUUGACCCUCCUCUGUCCCCACUCUGGGGCCAGUCUCUGGCCUUGGGCGUAGGUGAGAGCAUGCUGUCCGAGGGCUUAUGUCCAUCUGUUCCUCUUGCAGUUAGCAACAAGACUGAUGGAGAAGCCAGUCCGUUGAAGGAAGCAGAGAUCAAGGAGGAGGAGGAGGAGGUGGAGAAGCAGCAGCAGAAGAAGGAGAAGCGUGAGACGGGCAAAGCCAUGGUGCCCCACAGCUCCAUGUUCAUCUUCAGCACCACCAACCCCAUCCGCAGGGCCUGCCACUACAUCGUGAACCUGCGCUACUUCGAGAUGUGCAUCCUCCUGGUGAUCGCAGCCAGCAGCAUCGCCCUGGCGGCCGAGGACCCCGUCCUGACCAACUCGGAGCGCAACAAAGUGCUGAGGUAUUUUGACUAUGUUUUCACCGGCGUGUUCACCUUUGAGAUGGUUAUAAAGAUGAUCGACCAGGGCCUGAUCCUGCAGGACGGGUCCUACUUCCGGGACCUGUGGAACAUCCUGGACUUCGUGGUGGUGGUCGGUGCGUUGGUGGCCUUUGCUUUGGCGAAUGCUUUGGGAACCAACAAGGGGCGCGACAUCAAGACGAUCAAGUCGCUGCGGGUGCUCCGGGUGCUGAGGCCACUGAAGACCAUCAAGCGCCUGCCCAAGCUCAAGGCCGUCUUCGACUGUGUGGUGACCUCCUUGAAGAACGUCUUUAACAUCCUCAUUGUCUAUAAGCUCUUCAUGUUUAUCUUUGCUGUCAUCGCAGUUCAGCUCUUCAAGGGCAAGUUCUUUUACUGCACGGACAGCUCCAAGGACACCGAGAAGGAGUGCAUAGGCAACUACGUCGAUCAUGAGAAAAACAAGAUGGAGGUGAAAGGCCGAGAAUGGAAGCGCCACGAGUUCCACUAUGACAACAUCAUCUGGGCCCUGCUGACCCUCUUCACCGUCUCCACGGGGGAAGGGUGGCCUCAAGUCUUGCAGCACUCCGUCGACGUGACCGAGGAAGACCGGGGCCCGAGCCGCAGCAACCGCAUGGAGAUGUCCAUCUUCUACGUGGUCUACUUCGUGGUCUUCCCUUUCUUCUUCGUCAACAUCUUCGUGGCUCUCAUCAUCAUCACCUUCCAGGAGCAAGGGGACAAGAUGAUGGAGGAGUGCAGCCUGGAAAAGAAUGAGAGGGCGUGCAUCGACUUCGCCAUCAGUGCCAAGCCGCUCACCCGCUACAUGCCCCAGAACAGACACACCUUCCAGUACCGCGUCUGGCACUUCGUCGUGUCUCCGUCCUUUGAGUACACCAUCAUGGCCAUGAUCGCCUUGAACACCGUCGUGCUGAUGAUGAAGUACUACUCUGCUCCCUGCACCUAUGAACUGGCCCUGAAGUACCUGAAUAUCGCCUUCACCAUGGUGUUUUCCCUGGAAUGUGUCCUAAAGAUCAUUGCAUUUGGCUUCUUGAACUAUUUCCGAGACACCUGGAACAUCUUUGACUUCAUCACCGUGAUCGGCAGCAUCACAGAAAUUAUCCUGACAGACAGCAAGCUGGUGAACACCAGUGGCUUCAACAUGAGCUUUCUGAAGCUCUUCCGAGCCGCCCGCCUCAUCAAGCUUCUGCGCCAGGGCUACACCAUCCGAAUUUUACUCUGGACCUUCGUGCAGUCCUUCAAGGCCCUCCCCUACGUCUGCCUUUUGAUCGCCAUGCUUUUCUUCAUCUAUGCCAUCAUUGGGAUGCAGGUGUUUGGAAACAUCAAAUUAGACGAGGAGAGUCAUAUUAACCGGCACAACAACUUCCGGAGUUUUUUUGGGUCCCUCAUGCUCCUCUUCAGGAGUGCCACCGGGGAGGCCUGGCAGGAGAUAAUGCUGUCGUGCCUCGGGGAGAAAGGCUGUGAGCCGGACACCACCGCGCCGUCGGGGCAGAGCGAGAGCGAGCGCUGCGGCACCGACCUGGCCUACGUGUACUUUGUCUCCUUCAUCUUCUUCUGCUCCUUCCUGAUGCUCAACCUGUUCGUGGCCGUCAUCAUGGACAACUUCGAGUACCUGACUCGGGACUCGUCCAUCCUGGGGCCUCACCACCUGGACGAGUUUGUCCGUGUCUGGGCGGAGUACGACAGAGCCGCGUGUGGCCGCAUCCAUUACACUGAGAUGUAUGAAAUGCUGACUCUCAUGUCACCACCGCUAGGCCUCGGCAAGAGAUGUCCCUCCAAGGUGGCAUAUAAGAGACUGGUCCUGAUGAACAUGCCAGUGGCUGAGGACAUGACCGUCCACUUCACGUCCACACUUAUGGCUCUGAUCCGGACAGCUCUGGACAUUAAAAUCGCCAAAGGUGGCGCAGACAGGCAGCAGCUAGACUCGGAGCUGCAGAAGGAGACCCUGGCCAUCUGGCCCCACCUCUCCCAGAAGAUGCUCGACCUGCUCGUGCCCAUGCCCAAAGCCUCUGACCUAACCGUGGGCAAAAUCUAUGCAGCGAUGAUGAUCAUGGACUACUAUAAACAGAGUAAGGUGAAGAAGCAGAGGCAGCAGCUGGAGGAGCAGAAAAACGCACCCAUGUUCCAGCGCAUGGAGCCCUCAUCUCUGCCUCAGGAGAUCAUUGCUAACGCCAAAGCCCUGCCUUACCUCCAGCAGGACCCCGUUUCAGGCCUGAGUGGCCGGAGUGGAUACCCUUCGAUGAGUCCACUCUCCCCGCAGGAAAUAUUCCAGUUGGCUUGUAUGGACCCAGCCGAUGAUGGACAGUUCCAGGAACAGCAAUCUCUGGAGCCAGAGGUUAGUGAAUUAGAAAGCGCGCAGCCCUCUAACCAUGGCAUCUACCUUCCUUCGGACACCCAGGAGCAUGCGGGAUCGGGGAGGGCGUCCUCUAUGCCACGCCUGACUAUGGAUCCCCAGGUGGUGACGGACCCUAGCUCCAUGAGACGCUCAUUUUCCACUAUCCGGGACAAGCGUUCAAACUCCUCGUGGCUGGAGGAGUUCUCCAUGGAGCGAAGCAGCGAAAACACCUACAAGUCGCGCCGCCGGAGCUACCACUCCUCACUGAGGCUGUCAGCCCACCGCCUGGGCUCCGACUCCGGCCACAAGUCCGACACCCACCGCUCAGGAGGCAGAGAGCGGGGACGAUCGAAAGAGCGGAAGCACCUUCUGUCCCCUGACGUGUCCCGCUGCAACUCUGAGGAGCGAGGGACCCAGGCAGACUGGGAGUCCCCAGAGCGCCGUCAGUCCCGGUCUCCCAGCGAGGGCAGGUCACAGACCCCCAGCCGACAGGGCACGGGGUCCCUGAGCGAAAGCUCCAUCCCCUCCGUCUCUGACACCAGCACCCCAAGAAGAAGUCGUCGGCAGCUGCCCCCUGUCCCUCCCAAGCCUCGGCCCCUCCUUUCCUACAGCUCCCUGAUGAGACACAGUGGAAGCAUCUCCCCACCUGCUGAUGGAAGCGAGGGUGGCUCCCCACUGGCCUCCCAAACUCUGGAGAGCAGUGACGCCGGCCUGCCUGAGUCUUCCAAUCCGCGGCACGCGCCGCAGGGCCUGCGCCCCUCCCCACAGCGCUACAUCUCCGAGCCCUACCUGGCCCUGCACGAAGACUCGCACGCCUCGGACUGCGGCGAGGAGGAGACGCUCACCUUCGAAGCCGCCGUGGCUACCAGCCUGGGCCGCUCCAACACCAUCGGCUCUGCCCCGCCCCUGCGGCACAGCUGGCAGAUGCCCAACGGGCACUAUCGGCGGCGGAGGCGCGGGGGAACUGGACCAGGCAUGAUGUGUGGCGCUGUCAGCGACCUCCUGAGUGACACGGAAGAGGACGACAAAUGCUAGAGGCUGCUCCCCCCUCCGAUGCAUGCUCUUCUCUCAUGCGGGGAAAACCAAGACCCGAAUUGGGAAGCCGGUGCGGCCCGGGGGGGAGGAAGAGGGAGGAAGGAGACGGAUGGAAGGACACGGUGCGCUAUCAGAGAAGAGGAAGGAAAGGAUGAGAGGAACACCAGUCCAGCCCACCGAAUCGCUUUGUUUCCCUGUGCAGGAUGGGCACUGCCAUAGUUCUGCCUCUCUGCUGGGGAAAGAACACACAAGAACACGGAGGGUUAGUCCCAGGGGAGAAGGGACACGAGGAUGGCUUUGCUUCCCCUUGCCCCUGCCCACUUUUCUACAGCCCAGGCAGGACCGAGCCGGCCUGCGUCCACGCCCGUUGCCCUGAGAAGCCUGGAAGACUUUGUGGCUCUUAACUGAGGAGUCGUGAAGACGCUAGGAGAGGAACCUUGUCCCCUACCAGCUCGUGUUCCUCAGCCGGUGCCACUGCCACCAGGGUGACUGCAGCAGCAUCUCAUGUGUGACCCUGCGGCUUGCUUCCGCCAGAGAAGCACAGGCUGAGUUCAGGAUGCCAGGGGUAGGAGGCGGGGAGGGAGGAGGAAGGAGAAGGCCUCUGGUGCUGUGGCGGCAGCAGCGAGGGCUGGUCUGGAUGAGCAAAGCCAUAGUCCGGCAGCCCAUGCCGUAGAGGAGGGGACCAAAGAAGCAGAGAGUCGGUGGUGCUGGGCGGGGCCGUCCUGUCAGCCACUCAGGCUAAGGAGGUCCCCUGGGGUCCACAGAGGUGCCUGAGGCUCUGGUAAGGGUGAUACUGUCAAAGGAUUUAACAACCUGUGUAACCAGGCCACCAGCUGACGAGAGUGGGAUCCAGCCUCAGUGCUGGGGUGCCAUGCCACGGCGGGCCUGAGCCUUGGAGACGCUGGCCGUGGAGCAGCCUAGGGUAGGGUGAGUGUGGCACUUAGGGGGCUCCAGGCAGAGUCCGUAUUCCAACCAGCAGAGAAGUGGUCCAGUAUGUGGAACAGCAUCACGGCUACCCCAGCACACGCCGGCUGAGUGUCAUCCCAGACUCUGGUCCAGGAGGCAGAGGGCCUCUCUGCCAAGCGGCAAGGCCAGUGCAGCCGAGUGCCCGUGGCCUGGCCACUCCCCAAGAGGGCAGCACACAUAUCCAAGGUGGACUACGCACCACCUGGUAGGGACUUCCAUAGAGAUGGGAGAGGCCGGCAGAUCGAAACGAGAGAAGCUGCAGAGAGAGAGGCGGUCUGGAGGGAGGGACCUCGGUCUGGCAGCUUCUGCAGCUGGUUUGUGGUUGAGGCUCAGCAGGUCAGGGGACUGCAAGGUGAUUAGUAAACAUACCUCAGCACAGACGCCAGCUGCUCUUCUAGCAAAGCUGGCUUGGAUGGGCCUCAGCGCACAGUGUGACAGACCUGGGCCUUAUCCCUGCCCCGAGUAGGCACUGAGCAGGAGACAGCCUCAGGACAUCAUUCCUAACCCCCAAAACUCAGAUGCAGGGAGAAAAAGAGAGCCCUUUCUUGGCUGAUCAGCGCUCCUUUUUUUUACGUAGAUUGUCCGCUCAGUAGACACACACCAUCCCCUAGGUCCCUCUCCAUCCCCAGCACUGUCACUGAGGUGGAAGGUUCUCCUGGAGCAGGGACCAGGCAGGGCCCCCCUUUCCCAGCCAGGAGCAGAUGGAGCCCACCUCACAGAGCCCUCCCUGGGGAGGAUCAGAGGUCCCCGGCCUGACCUGGCAGGGGAUGAGCAGUCUGUACCCUCCUCCAGCCCAGACUCCACCUCUUGGGUAGGGGCAGUCGGUGGCCAUUAUUUUUCUAAGAAGGAGCCUCUGUUUUCUUACAAAGUUGGUUUUUUUGUUUUGUUGUUGUUGACAUAGAAAUAAGGCAUAGCUGUGUCAGCUCUGAAAAGUCAAGUUCAACCCUGUGGCUGCAGAAUCCUUUGAGAUGGCCCUGCCUUCUAGACAUUGAUGGGGCUGAAUUCAGGACCCACUGUCAGCCCCCAAACCAAAGUUAUUCUGGGGCAGGAGACCAGGGAUGCAGAGACAGAGGCCUCCUGCUCUCAAACCCUCUUCCCUUUUCACUUUGCCCCCCGACUCAGCACACGUGUGCUUGGGGUACCCGGGAAUGCAGUCUGUGACACCUGAGCCUAACAGGCCUAAUGGUUGCACAAGACUCAGAUUCUGGGCCUUGUACUGUCUCAAAGGUUCCCUCUGCUCAGCGUCAUUUCACGCCAAAGUGCUGCCCCAGGCUGCUUUGUGUGCGCAGAACUGCUUGCUUUCACCUCGGAAAUGCAGCUUUCCCAGGGGACAGGCCGACUACAGGGGGGCCGUUCUGCGCCGGCCAGAGUCUACCGCCUUGUGUUCUGAGCGAGGGAGUGUGAAGUGACACCUUACGCCGUUGCACCAGGAGGAAUUCAGGCUGGCAGAGCAGUUACCAGAAGUGGAAUUUGCCUGCACACAACAUUACAAACAUACUACAAACACAAAAUCUACCACGCCGGGAAAGCUUCCCGGACACCUGAACUCCUUAAACACGCGCGCGCGCGCACGCGCCGGGGUCCUGAACAAAGCGGCGGGAGUGUGGGUGCAGCCCUCGGCCACCUGGGCUCCUCUAGCGCUCGUGAACCUAUGAACUCAUCUUAUUCAACUUCCCCUGACCAGCACAUCGGGUUUCUUAUCCUUUAGCCUGCAUUACCCUCCUAUUAAGGCCGGAAAAUCAAAGGCAAUUUUCUGUUAAGUCACGGAACUCAUUAGCAUAAUCUUAUAAUGGUUUCCUUCCGCCUCUGAAUAAAUAGGAACCGCGAACGCCCCUCUAAUAGCCGACUGCGAGAUCCAGUCCUAGGUAGGAGGUUCUGACUUUUUCCCUUGAAAAGAGGCCCCCUUAAAACCCCAAAACCUGUGCUUCUCUUGGGAUUACAAAGUUUGGCAGCAGCUUGAGAAAUUGCAAGCGAAGUAGGACCAGUACCAGGGUUGGAUUUCACACUGAGCACCGUAGGCCCCCUGAAGAAUCUUUAGCUCCAGGCCCAGUUUCCGUUGCUAAUAUGAGUCUUCAGAGUCCCCUCAAAACCAAACAGAGGGAGGUGGUGGGGAGGGGAGGGGAAAAGAAGGAAGGAGGAGAAGAAAGCAAGGCAGAGAGACGUUCUAACUAGGUUUGUGUUUAGACAGUCCUCUCUUCCCUUAAGCCUCCGUUCGGACUUAUGGGGCGGGUGGGGGGCAUCCAUCUUUCUUUCUGUGUAUGUGUGUCCCUCUCCCUGUCUCAGUCCCCGCGGGAAAGAGUGCCAGCAGCCCUUCAGACAAGAGGGGAGAGCUCCAGGCCAAGGUGCCCUGUGAGCUGGGGUCAGGGUACAAUUACCGCCACUGUGAAGGGGCGGUACCCUUGAGCACCCCCCGGACACAACUGCCCGAGGUGGGGCUGUGUCCUUUCUAGUGGGGGAAUCUAUUUCUGUUGUGAGUUUCACAUCUCCCCAUGAGGGACUGAGAGCACUGAUGCCACGUCUCUGCAGCUGACCUCCAGGUGCUCUGGAUUUUGCCUUCCCUUGACUCUGGGACCACGAAGAGCAGACCCUGUGUUCCCUGACUCAGCCAGCACACAUCCUGGCUCACGCCCUCCCUCACAUCCACUUUGCGAUGCACCUGAAUGUCCUCUGCCCUCUGUCCUCCCAGCACAGCCCUUGUUUAUGCUGCGAGUUAGCAAUGACUCUGCUCCUGAGAUGGUUAGAUCCACCCAAUCCAAGUUUACCUGCCCCGCCUUCCUCUGCUGGACACUCUGCCAUUGCACGAUGAUUCAUUCUCAUGAAACACCACUGGGGACUCACCCAGUGAUACUCACAACAUGACCUGAAGUGGUGUAAGGUGCAGGACUGUGGCCGAAGUGUGUCUGAAGCGUCCCCAUGCUCACUGAAAACCCACUGCAGGGAAAUUAGGUCCCUCCUGGCAUGAUGGAACAAAAUUGAAUAAUUUUGG
Messenger RNA from Vicugna pacos (alpaca), 10884 nucleotides. The record is from RefSeq and is a predicted model, not a curated record. NCBI's taxonomy places the organism in Eukaryota, Metazoa, Chordata, Mammalia, Artiodactyla, Camelidae.